Molecule: messenger RNA, 1064 nt
Organism: Pseudo-nitzschia multistriata
Lineage: Eukaryota; Bacillariophyta; Bacillariophyceae; Bacillariales; Bacillariaceae
Source: the annotation of a GenBank genome assembly
AAAUAGUACAAACACCAGGCGUGCUAGACAAACCCUUGCUGGAUUCCGAAACGGAGAAUGUCGACGCCUUCCAACCAAUUCAACUCCUUCAUCGAUCGGGAACUCAACCUCCCCCCACCGGGAGCGAUCGACCACAUCGAAAACGAUAAUGAUGAUGACGACGACAGCGAUCGCUACGAGUUGUGGACGUUUCGGGUUCCCUCGGAAAUGAAGGUAUCGGAUCUGAACGGCGUCGAAAUCGAUCUCGAGGCGAUCGCAAGCAACAAGCAGGGCGGCGGGAUGAAAAUCAACGACGGGAAAUUCACGAUCCACAUGGGGGAGACAGUCGAGAACAAAAACCUCCGGGUGCUUGUUCCCAACGAGCAAGACGACGACGAAGACGACGACGACGAUAGCAGCAGCAGCAGCAACAGCGACAGCGACGAAAGUGGCGGUGCAAAGAAGAGCGACACGAAGGACAACAAGUUCUUCCUGCACCCCUCCUCCCGGGCCUUUUCCCGGCACUUCAACGUCCACGCGGGCGGCCUGUCGCGAAAAACCGAGGCCGAGCUCGCGCCCCUGGUCGGUCCGAAGGCGACCGACGACGUCCUGCGGCACGCGUACUCGCACAUCCCCCAGCGCACCGGCCUGAAGCGCCGCUGGAUGCCUUUGGGGGCGCCACAGUCGGCCAGGGACAUUGCCCACGGCCUGGUGACGCUCCAGCCGGACAAACACAAAAGCAACGGGAAGAAAACCGCCACGGCGGUGUGCUCGGAGGACGACGAGAUCGCCGACAAGAAGGUUCGGAGGAAGCGCAAUGCCGACGGAGUUGCGUCACCUAAAAAGAAGCGCAUAAAGAAAGAAAGAGGCGCCAAGUCGGCKGAAAAGGCGGCGAACAAAUCCGCCAAGAAGGCCAAGAAGCAGCGCAAGUAGAUAGCUCUGAAGUAAGAACGAAGUGUUGGGCCGACCAUCGAAAAGAGAAUACUGAGAAUGAACACGGGUCAUCGCAAACACGAGUUGCGUAAAGAAACGAAUCAAUAUUCCUUGUUUUGCGUACAACGCUAUACUAAAACGGAUCAUUAACG